CAAGUAUAGCAGCUGCCACCCAGACAAACCAUAGUCUCAUGCCACGCCCCUGAUAUAAACAUAUAAAUAUAUAGUUAUUUAGGCUACAGGAGAAAUGAUUCACUGUAAUCCAGCUGGCUCACUUUUAAAAGGCUGCCACCAGGGGGCGCUGUGCAGGCCGCUAUUUUAGUCCCCGGUCCUGAUACAUUAGUGUGCGUGACAGCCAGAGCGCUCGCGUGGUGCUGAUGUGAGGAACACACCGGGCUGUUUUUUGUUUUCUUUUCUUUUUUUUAGGAGCGAUCGCGGACGGACAUGCGUUUCGUAAUGCACGAGAUGGCUUUUAAAUAUCGGCUCUGUGUCCUGCGUUAUCGUGGAUGAAUCCAGGUUAUGUGUUUAUUAUUGUGGAGAUAGCGGAUCGGCUGCGUUAGUGCGCGCUUGAAGGUGGAGGAGGAGUUGGCUCUUGGUGGAUGGCAGAUGGCAAAGAGAUCUGGAGGAUGCGAUGGACACGAUUACCGCGAUAAUCACUGCAACUGGUGGGCGUUAAAUCAGCACGAAUUUGCUGGACCAUGCAGGCUGAUGUGCCCCUCUCUUAAGUAAUCUUUCCGUCAAAAAUGCCACGGAGCUCUAGAAACAGGGUGGAGAAUGUCAGGGUGGAGAAAGCCUACACCCGUGGAAUGACUAAAGGUCAAGUAGUAUAGGGAAAGUCAUGGUUUGGAAAUGAACAGGAAAGCACAAUCAGUAUGGUUGUCUUUAUUUUGCCAACUCAUGCGAAUGUUAAGGCAUCUUCAGUGAGUGCUACCCAGCAUUGACUGUCCAAACCAAAGGACCUCUCUCGAUAGCAUCACCUCGUCUAACUAAUCGAGGAAAGCAUCAGACCGGGACUUUGAAGAAGGUUUUUGAAAAAGGUUGGCAAAAUGAUGUGCGAAGUGAUGCCGACCAUCAACGAGGGAGACUCAACGAGUUCCCAGAGAGGUUCUCAGAACGGCUCGGACGGGGAGUCCAAUUUCGAGCAGCUGAUGGUGAACAUGCUGGAUGAGAGAGAUAAGCUGCUGGAGUCGUUGCGUGAGACCAGAGAUGCUCUUGUACAGUCACAGGCAAAGCUUCAGGAGGCCCUUCACGAGAGGGAUGCUCUCCAGAGACAGAUCAGCUCAGCGCUGCCACAGGAGUUUACAUCACUAACGAAGGAGUUGAGUGCAUGCCGGGAGCAGCUUUUGGAGAAAGAGGAGGAAAUCUCCGAGCUUAAAGCAGAAAGGAACAACACCAGGCUCCUCCUAGAACAUUUGGAGUGCUUGGUGUCGCGUCACGAACGCUCUUUAAGGAUGACGGUGGUGAAGAGACAGGCUCCUCCACCCUCUGGAGUCUCCAGUGAAGUGGAGGUGCUUAAGGCUCUCAAAUCUCUGUUUGAGCACCACAAAGCCCUGGAUGAGAAGGUGCGGGAGCGGCUGCGCGUGGCGCUGGAGAGAGUGACAACACUAGAGGGUCAGCUGGUAGCCGCCAAUCAGGAGCUUACCAUGGUGCGACAAGGAAGAGAUGGAAAAACAGAUGGGAACAAAAUGGACAGUGCAAAACCAGCUUGGAAGCGGCUUCCGAAUGGCUCCAUAGAUGUCCAUGAUGAAUCGACUCGUGCUGUGGAGCUGCAGGAGCUGCUAGACAAAGCUAAUAAAGAUCUGUCAGCAAGUCGUGAGCGCUUUAACACGUUGAAUACCCGUGUGGCUGAGCUAGAGAGUGAACUCGCCAAUGUGCGCAAGGAGCUUCUGAAGAGCGAGGAGAUCAGCACCAAACACCAGCGAGACAUCCGUGAGGCCAUGGCACAGAAGGAGGAUAUGGAGGAGCGGAUCACAACGCUGGAGAAGCGCUACCUGGCUGCGCAACGUGAAACAACCUCCAUCCAUGACCUGAAUGACAAGCUGGAGAACGAGCUGGCCACCAAGGACUCGCUCUAUAGACAGAGCGAGGAGAAGGUGCGUCAUUUGCAGGAGCUAUUGGAGCUGGCUGAGCAGAGACUACAGCAGACAAUGAGGAAGGCUGAAACACUGCCAGAGGUGGAGGCUGAACUGGCUCAGAGAGUGGCUGCUCUUACCAAGGCAGAGGAACGACAUGGAAACAUUGAAGAACGUCUUCGUCAAUUAGAGUCACAGCUAGAGGAGAAGAACCAGGAGCUGAGCCGAGCUCGUCAAAGGGAGAAAAUGAACGAGGAACACAACAGGCGUCUGUCAGAUACAGUGGACCGCCUACUUACUGAAUCUAAUGAACGCCUGCAACUCCACUUGAAGGAACGAAUGGCUGCCCUGGAGGAUAAAAACGCACUCAUUCAGGAUCUGGAGAAUUCACAGAAGCAGUUGGAAGAGUUCCACCACAACAAGGAGAGACUGAUAGGGGAAAUUGAGAAGCUUCGCUCAGAGUUAGAUCAUCUAAAAAGAAGGAGCGGAGCUUUUGGAGAUGGAACACACCCUCGGUCUCAUUUGGGCAGUGCCACAGACCUGCGUUUUUCUGUGGUGGAGGGACAAGGGGAGCACUUUUCUUCUACAGGAGUCAUUCGGCGAGCACAAAAAGGAAGAAUUGUAGCACUCAGGGACGAGCCGACAAAGAUCCUACCGAUGGUUGAGCAGGACUGGGAGCGAUUACAGCCUUCUAGCCUUCGAGGCAGCCGCUCACACCUGAUGGGCAGUGACACAGAGCUCUCAGACCUGGAUGAUGAUGACCGUGAGACCGUGUUCAGCUCAGGGGACAUGUUGUCUCCCAGUGGUCACUCAGAUGCUCAGACACUUGCCCUCAUGUUGCAGGAGCAGUUGGAUGCCAUCAAUGAGGAAAUCAGGAUGAUCCAGGUCGAGCGAGAAUCAGCCGAGCUCCGGGCAGACGAGAUUGAGAGCCGUGUAAACAGUGGUAGCAUGGACGGGCUGAACGUGACUCUCCGUCCACGGUCCACUAUCCCCACCUCGGUCACUGCCCUCUCCCUUGCUAGCUCUUCACCUCCCGUCAGCGGCCGCUCCACUCCAAAGAUGGCAUCUCACUCCACUGCCCAUGAGCUCGGUGUUAUGACUCUGCCUAGUGAUUUACGAAAACACCGCAGGAAAGUCACUUCUCCAGUUGAAGCUCGUGAGGAUAAGGCCACUAUAAAGUGUGAGAUGUCGCCCCCUUCCUCCCCUCGUGGUCUGAAACUCGAGCAGCUAAAUUUUGCUCAUCUGACUGGAAGCCUUGAAGAUGGAAGAGGUGGCAACAAAAAGAAGGGAAUCAAGUCCUCCAUUGGCCGUUUGUUUGGCAAAAAGGAUAAGCCCCAACCAAUGGGCAAAGAUGGCCAACUGACCCCACCUGUGAUUCCAGAUUUUGAAAUGAGCAUUGGAGAUACUAUGACCCUGGGCAAGCAAGCUGAGAGAGACCGCAGGAUGAAGAAGAAGCAUGAGCUUUUGGAAGAUGCACGGAGGAAAGGCCUUCCUUUUGCUCAGUGGGAUGGCCCAACGGUGGUCUCUUGGCUUGAGCUGUGGGUUGGAAUGCCGGCAUGGUACGUUGCGGCUUGCCGUGCCAAUGUGAAGAGUGGUGCCAUCAUGUCUGCGCUUUCUGACACAGAGAUCCAGAGGGAGAUUGGCAUCAGUAACCCACUGCACAGGCUCAAGCUCAGGCUGGCCAUCCAGGAGAUGGUGUCACUCACCAGUCCCUCAGCACCGCUCACCUCACGCACCUCUUCCGGAAAUGUCUGGGUGACUCACGAGGAGAUGGAGAACAUGGCAACCUCCACUAAAGCAGAGAACGAGGAAGGGAGCUGGGCACAGACCCUGGCAUAUGGAGACAUGAACCACGAGUGGAUAGGAAAUGAGUGGCUGCCUAGUCUCGGCCUGCCUCAGUACCGCAGCUACUUCAUGGAGUGUCUGGUGGAUGCUCGUAUGUUGGACCACCUCACGAAGAAAGACUUGCGCACACAUUUAAAAAUGGUGGACAGCUUUCACAGAGCCAGUUUACAGUAUGGCAUCAUGUGCUUAAAGAGGCUCAACUAUGACAGGAAGGAGCUGGAGCGAAGAAGAGAUGAGUGCCACCAUGAGCUGAAAGAUGCUCUGGUAUGGACUAAUGAGCAUGUGAUGAACUGGGUGCAGACCAUUGGGCUAAAGGAGUACAGCAAUAACCUUCUGGAAAGCGGCGUACAUGGUGCCCUCAUCGCCUUGGACGAGAUGUUCGACUUCAGCAGCCUGGCCCUCAUCCUGCAGAUUCCCAUGCAGAACACACAGGCCAGGCAGAUCCUAGAACGGGAGUUCAACAAUGUCUUGGCCUUGGGGACUGACAGGCGUCUGGAGGAGAGCGACGAUAAGUCUUUUCGGAGGUCCCCAUCAUGGAGGAAACGUUUCAGACCGCGGGAUGGCCAAGGCCUGGGCAUGAUGCCCGGUUCCAUUGAGACGCUACCCUCUGGCUUCCGCCUCUCCACCAUGUCCAUUCCCUCCUCUAUGAAUAUCAAUCCCAAGAAACAGCUGCAGCCUGAAGCUGGACCCCAAGCCCCUCAGAGACUUGACCCCUCUGCCAUCAGGACUUACUCUUGCUAACUCUGCUUUACUAACAACACUCAUUAUCAGUGCAUUCUCACUACCUGUAUGGACACACACUGGCGGCCUUUCGAGAGUGAUAUGCCAAAUUUCGAAGGGGUAUUGAUGUCCUCCUACCAAAUGAAACCAGUGCUUUCAAAAAUGGGAUCAAAAAAAAAACAAAA
Molecule: messenger RNA, 4669 nt
Organism: Tachysurus fulvidraco (yellow catfish)
Lineage: Eukaryota; Metazoa; Chordata; Actinopteri; Siluriformes; Bagridae
Gene: ppfia4
Product: PTPRF interacting protein alpha 4
Exons: 30
Coding region: 894-4505 (1203 amino acids)
Biological process (GO): synapse organization
Cellular component (GO): presynaptic active zone
Molecular function (GO): protein binding
Source: RefSeq, a predicted model, not a curated record